Messenger RNA from Theileria orientalis strain Shintoku, 165 nucleotides. RefSeq lists its product as hypothetical. Bases 1 to 165 code for a protein of 54 amino acids. The record is from RefSeq and is a predicted model, not a curated record. NCBI's taxonomy places the organism in Eukaryota, Apicomplexa, Aconoidasida, Piroplasmida, Theileriidae. The transcript is spliced from 2 exons.
AUGAUCAAGUCAACAAUGUGUACUUGCAUGAUACAUCUAAGUAUUUUAUCAAGGUUAAAUCCUCAACAGAUUCGAGAUACGCACAAGAUCAGAAAAGAAAGUAAUAAAGCAACAAUAAAUGAAUCCGAGAUGCAAAAUUUACAAAUUAAUUUACAAAGGCUCUAA